This is a messenger RNA of Thyridium curvatum, 1092 nucleotides long. RefSeq lists its product as uncharacterized. Lineage: Eukaryota; Fungi; Ascomycota; Sordariomycetes; Thyridiales; Thyridiaceae. The transcript has 2 exons. Gene Ontology annotation, molecular function: hydrolase activity. Bases 1 to 1092 code for a protein of 363 amino acids. The record is from RefSeq and is a predicted model, not a curated record.
AUGCUGUCCAAGGUGCUCCUCUCGCUCGUCCCCGUCGCCUCGGCCGCGGCCACGCUCCAGCAGCGCGCCGACGGCGGCUGCGCCGACGUGCACAUCUUCCUGAGCCGCGGUAACAACGAGCCGUACCCGGGCCGGCAGGGCAAGCUCGUCGAGGCCAUCUGCGCGCGGCUGACGCAGAGCUGCGACUACGAGAACUUCGAGUUCGACAACGCCCUCUCGGUCGAGUACUGCAGCGCCGUGACGGCCGGCGUCGCCGCCGGCAAGGCCCAGCUCACCGCGUACGCCGAGCGCUGCCCCAACUCGAAGCUCGUCGUCAGCGGCUACUCGCAGGGCGCGUCGGUGGUCGGCGACCUCAUGGCCGGCGGCGGCGGCGUCUUCUUCCACGACUGCGUGCAGCCGAACAGCGCUCCGCUGGACCGGAAUUCUAGCCCGGGCAAGAACAUCGCUGCCGCUCUGGUCUUCGGCGACACGAGGCACACGGCCGACCAGUCGUACAACGUCCUCUCGGGCGCCGGCGACAACGGCAUCUUCCCCCGCCCGCCGGAGCAGCUGGCCGCCAUGAACCAGUACGCCAGCGUCCUCCACAGCUACUGCGUCUCGACGGACCCCAUCUGCGCCAAGGGCGACGUAGUCGAGACACAUCUCAACUACUUUGACGUCUACUCGGACAUGGCCGCCGACUGGGUCAAGAGCAUGGUCGAGAAGACGCCGUCUAGCAGCAGCAGCUCUUCGAUCCAGUCGUCGACCACCAGCACGUCUUCGUCCUCUUCGAGCAGCGCAGUGUCAUCUACGACGAGCACCAGCUCGAGCUCGGCUUCGUCUUCCACCCUGUCUAGCUCUGCCAGCAGCUGGAACUCGACGACUUCCUCCGAGUCGACCUCUGCCCCCGCGACCAAGAGUGCGUCUUCUUCGGCCUCGACCGGCGGCAGCUCUGCUGGCGCGACUGCAUCAAUCCCUGCUGCAGGGAAGACCACCACCGGCUCUGCUACCACCCCGACCAACACAACUGUCACCAACGCCGCUGGCUCCCUGGCGCUGCAGUCCAGCUUCCUUGGACUGGCCGCCGCUGCCGUCAUGUAUUCGCUCUUGUAA